Molecule: messenger RNA, 1551 nt
Organism: Cantharellus anzutake
Lineage: Eukaryota; Fungi; Basidiomycota; Agaricomycetes; Cantharellales; Hydnaceae
Product: S-adenosyl-L-methionine-dependent methyltransferase
Exons: 8
Coding region: 1-1551 (516 amino acids)
Biological process (GO): polyamine biosynthetic process
Source: RefSeq, a predicted model, not a curated record
AUGGCCGAUGCCCAGGAGAGGCGAAACGUUCGGCCGUUAGAACGCAAUGAGAAUCCACCUCCCCGAACAUCCUCGACAUCGCCCAGCUCUGUCACUGCACUUCUUGCGGGCUUCUUCGUACUUUCGAUAAUAUCAUUUUCAGAUGUCGCCUCUCAGCUUUCCCUUCACCCUCUGUUUGGGAGUGCAGCAACUGCUCGACACUUCCCAACAAUAUCUCUGGUUAUUUGUCUUCUGGCCUCCUUCAUUCCUAAGCGGAUGCGUUUGGAUUCACGAACAGGGUUCGCCUUCAUGAGCCUAUGGUUUGCAGCGUCGCCGGAGAUUAUGUAUUGUGUCGGAGUGCAUACUUCUGGGCGGCUCAACCCUCCUAUCGCGGCUCACAUCCUAGGCGGGUCUCUUGUUACUAUGUUGGGAGCGUCGAUGCUGCAAAAUGUAUUGUCCCGUGUUUCUCCUUCUGGAUUUUCGCCAUUCCCCGCCAGAUUUGGCUCAGGGAUGUUCUCAUGGGUUGUCAUUGCUCGUGCAGACAGGGUCCUGUGGGAUAACUUGCCACUCGGAGGUGUGGUAAACUAUUGUAAUAUGUAUCUUCUCUUGGGUCUUAUCACACCGUUUCCUGCUGCACUGUUGGCGAUGCAGCAUGCCUUGAGUCGGAAAAAGCGCGAGCGACAUGCAGGAAGGUCUAUUAGAAGACUAAGAAUGAAUCCCACUUUUGUCUUGGCCUUAACCCCGGCGACCCCAUACACCACCCUCAAUGGUACGCUACAGAUAUUGGACAAAUCAUUCAGCGUCACGGGAAUGAUCCUUGUUGGCGAAAAGGAUAUCAAUGGCGUGCGGACACGAUUUUUACGUUGCGACCACUCGCUCCUCGGCGGCAUGUGGCUGCUCCCCGAGCGUGAAGGAGACCCUCCCACAAUUUUUUUCCGUAGCAUAUAUACUGCAUUCUACCUCCAGGAAGCUGCGCGGCUUGUCAAUCGCCCUCUUGAAUCAAUCCGAACUACGCCCCAUCGGGUCCUCACUAUCGGACUCGGAAUAGGUGUUGCUGCAAAAGCAUUCAUCGAGCAUGGGAUGCAGACCACAAUUGUUGAAAUCGGUCCAGCUGUGUAUCGCUUCGCGCGGAAGCAUUUCGAGCUUCCCAAACCAAACGAAGUGUAUCUUGAAGACGCACGAAGUUGGGUCCGCCAACAAGCGAGUGCCAUGAGAUCCCUUCGAACAUCCAAUCCGGGACAGGCAGAUGCGCAAUUGUUUGAUUACGUGGUUCAUGAUUGCUUCUCAGGUGGAGUUGUUCCCCACCAUUUGUACACCCUCGAGUUCUGGGAAGACCUAAAAACGUUGAUGCGUCCAUCUGGUGUCUUAAGAGUGAAUUACGGUGGGCAUUUGGAUUCACCAGCCGCACGUGGCAUUAUCGUCACAUUAUUGGCGGCGUUUGGAGAGUGUAAAGUUUACCAUGAUUCAGACACGAGUCGUAAACUUGAAGACUUGAAGCUUCCUAACGAGCCUAAAGGUGAUCAUCUGCACCUUAGCCCCGGCCCCAUUGACAUUCCGUUCGCCUGUCGUUGA